CCCCUCAUUCCUCCUCACGAGACAAACCGAAGAAAGAGAAGGCGCAGAGAGAGAGAGAGAGAGAGACACAACGAGAAAGGGAAAAAAGCCCCAAUCUGAAGCUAAACCCUAACCGCGUUUAGCUUCCAUCUUCUCGUUUCUCUCUUUUUCGCCAUUAAAAUCCCAAAUUGAAAAUACGAGCUUCAAAUUUCUCAAGCCUUCUCGGUCGGAUCACACCACACGCUUUCCUCGCAUUUCCUAAUCGAGUUAUAAAACCAACAAUGGUAUUCUGGGUGUUUGGAUAUGGUUCACUUGUGUGGAACCCUGGUUUCGAAUACGACGAGAAAGUGAUAGGUUUCAUCAAGGACUACAGGCGUGUAUUCGAUCUUGCUUGCAUUGAUCAUCGAGGUACGCCUGAGCACCCUGCAAGAACUUGCACAUUGGAACACCAAGAAGGGGCUAUUUGCUGGGGUGCUGCUUAUUCUGUGCGUGGCGGCCCUGAAAGGGAAAGACUGGCUAUGGAGUACUUGGAAAGGAGAGAAUGUGAAUAUGAUGCAAAGACUCUUGUGAACUUUUACAAGGAAGGGGACUUCUCUGAUGAGCCUUCUUUGACAGGAGUCAUUGUUUUCACAUCUACUCCAGACAAAGAAUCAAACAAAUAUUACCUGGGUCCUGCUCCAUUGGAGGAUAUGGCAAGCCAAAUUGCGACUGCUUCUGGGCCAUGCGGGAACAACAGAGACUACUUAUUUUUGCUGGAAAAAGCUAUGUUUGAUAUUGGCCAUGAAGAAGACUAUGUGAUAGAGCUUGCAAAUGAGGUGAGGAAUGUACUUGGAAUUGUUGGGAAAGGAAUUCCAAGGGAUAAGAAGUUGACAGGACCAACCCACAUCCCGCUCAAGUCCCACAUUCCAACCAUUCAAUUGCAUCCCCUUCCGGAAGCCAUUGCCAUGGACUCGUAGUCUCAUAACAUCUGAUAACUGAGGAAAGAAUAAAGAUCAAGUUGUGGAGUUGAGGAGCCUGUGCCCAUGGCCAAUCAAUUUUAUCCCCAGUUUGAUUUCACAGUAGUCGGCACUUUUCUUUAGUAAGCAGGGAACCCAUCUAACCUCAUAUAGAUUAGGUUUGAGGUGCGGCAAAAGCUUGGUUUGAAAUUGUCAGGAAUGAGGAUCACUAACAACUGUUCUUUUUAUGUUUCUUUAUUUUUUAGACCUUAUGGAAUGUAACAGUCUAGAUGAGUUUGAUUUACAGAACGUUUCAAUGGAAGUAUCGUUUCAUUCCAAUUUUCAGCAAA
Molecule: messenger RNA, 1264 nt
Organism: Rosa rugosa (rugosa rose)
Lineage: Eukaryota; Viridiplantae; Streptophyta; Magnoliopsida; Rosales; Rosaceae
Product: gamma-glutamylcyclotransferase 2-1-like
Exons: 9
Coding region: 261-935 (224 amino acids)
Biological process (GO): glutathione catabolic process
Cellular component (GO): cytoplasm
Molecular function (GO): gamma-glutamylcyclotransferase activity; glutathione specific gamma-glutamylcyclotransferase activity
Source: RefSeq, a predicted model, not a curated record